Molecule: messenger RNA, 2142 nt
Organism: Trematosphaeria pertusa
Lineage: Eukaryota; Fungi; Ascomycota; Dothideomycetes; Pleosporales; Trematosphaeriaceae
Exons: 1
Coding region: 488-1969 (493 amino acids)
Source: RefSeq, a predicted model, not a curated record
CAACAUACCACCUACCACUGAACCGUUACUGAACCGUCACAGGACCAUCACGCGCAACUCGCCGCUACUGCCGCCAGUAGCCAUGGCGAAUGAUGAUCAACUCAAACGCGCUGAAGCCGACGUGCGCAUUGCGCAGCUCAAAUUCGCGCAGGCGCUGAAGAAUUCGGAAGCUCCCUGUCUAGACUUUUGCAACAGCCUCUCCGCCGUCCUCGAGCAGAAUACACCGAGGAACGUUCAGGUAUCUAUUUGAACAGCACCGUUGUACCACUUGUCGGGGGCAGACUAAUCGCGACGUUAGACCUGCAGAGAAUGGAUUGUGAAGCACAUCGCCUGGCAACAGUCGCGGAUUCAAGUGCUUGGUGAAUACCUGGUUGCCGUCGCUAGGGCCGUGGUCGUGAAUCAGAACUCCAAAUCAGCCAAAGCCGCGAGAAACCGUCACGAUCUGCUCCUGGUGAUCAGCGAUGUCCUACAUACUUACAGAUGCCAUAUGGCACACAGUACAAUACCGGGCAUGUUCGUCAGGGAGAUGAAGCCGUACAUCGAAGAGCUGGUCGAAAUGGCGGCGUCGGCUGUCCCUGGCAAAGAUUCAGAGGCAGAGAAGAAGUUGAAAGCCGUCAUCAACUUCUGGGCCGCCAAUCAAUACAUUAGCCGCGAGGAGUACAAGUCCUAUCGAGAGCGCGCGAUGGAUGGGUUGGUAGUAGCUCAGGGUGGCAGGAAGAGGAGGACGUACGCCCUGCCCGUCUGGUUCGGCGACCGGACUGCCCCAUGGCAUGAGCUCCCGGCAUCGUAUAUGCUUGAGCCUAUGAUCCGACACCCCGACCGUCCUAUCGCGAGGCACGAGAUCAAAGUCAAGCGAUACUCCGAGAAACAGCCUUCCGAACGAGUCCGCCAAUUACUCGAGGAGUACUUUGAGAAUAUCGAUCUCAAGUACCUGCCGACGGGGGACAACCCGACCGGCGAGACAAAGAAAUACAAGCUAUGGCUGGAUCCAAUGGGCCAAUUGGUCAAGCAGAAUAAAGAGACGAGAGAGACAAAGACGGUCUGCAAUGGCUACGGCUGGUCAGUGAAGUUCUGCCAGGACAUGCAGGACGAAGGUGUUCCGGAGGCUCUUGGUGAAAGGCGAGAGGAAUACCGAGAGGAACAACAUCAGAAGAGGAUGCAGGAUAUGCAAGCCCGGGAACGCAAUAGAGCCGCUAAACCACGUUCACCAGGACGCCGUCCAUACUCAUCAAGCUCGGACAAGGAUCGUGGUCGGGAUUACCGCAGAGACAGCGGGUCCAUGUCGCGAUCAAGGUCCACGUCCAGCUCUGUCUCGCGAGGCAGCCGAGGAGAUAGAGACGAAUCCUAUGAUCGACGCCGUCAGUCCUCGCGUGACGGGUCUAGGGACUACCCUGAAGGUAGUAGCCACCUCGACGACCGCAGGCAUUCCGACCAGCGACCGCUCCUAAACCAGUAUGGCCGACCCUCGCGUUGGAGUGAUCGUAGGAGCGGCUAUCAGCAGCCCAACCGCGGUAACUACGGUGGGCCUGGCGGGAACAAUUACAACAACAGCAACUAUCCCGGACAAGGUUUCUCUCAGGCUUCGCAGCCCCCGAACUUUCCAGCUUCCUAUCCCCCACCGUCUCCAAUGGCAGGCCAGGUUCCAGGGUACCCGAACGCGCAGUUCCCACCGCCACCUCCGCCACCCUUUGGAGCACCUGGAACAUCUGUUCCUCCCCCGCCACCACCACCGAACUACAACGGGCCAUACCCCGGUGCACCUCCCAACAUGGGCGGCUAUCAGAACAAUCCUUACAAUUACGGCAAUAGUAACUUUGCGUAUGGCAAUCAGGGCGGGUACGGAGGUCAGGCUCAGGGUGGCUCCCGAGGCGGCUUUGGCGGAGGCUUUCAGGGUCGUGGCGGAUAUAACCAGCGUGGCGGAUACCAUAGACCUCAGCAAGGUCGAGGCGGAGGUAGUAGAUGGAGUUGAGUCUAGAUAUCUACCUCGCUCUCCGUGAAGAGAGGUGCUAGCCUUCCGAUCGGUGUUCUGCGGAGAUUCCUCGAUUUCAGGCCAAGUGAAGGAGAAAAAGUUUGUGUGUAUAAUAGCGAGUUGUGAGAGUGCUCUCCAAUGUGCACAAUAGUUAGGAAAAGCUUCGAGCUCAG